Etheostoma cragini (Arkansas darter) is the source of this 2906-nucleotide messenger RNA. RefSeq lists its product as uncharacterized. NCBI's taxonomy places the organism in Eukaryota, Metazoa, Chordata, Actinopteri, Perciformes, Percidae. The transcript has 10 exons. Gene Ontology annotation, molecular function: calcium ion binding. The coding region runs from base 140 to 2503 and encodes 787 amino acids. The record is from RefSeq and is a predicted model, not a curated record.
UUCCUACCAUCUGUCCAUCCUGUAGUAAUCCCAGACCACAUCUCCCAACCCCUCCCCUCAAUCUCCAACCUCUCAUAUACUGCCCACUUUCACUCUCCAAGUACUUCUUUGUAGCCUCCAACCCCGUCUGGGAGUACAGAUGGGGCUCUUGGCUGCACUGGUCGCUCUGCUCUGCAUCUACACUCCAGCGUGGGGAGAUGAUGGAUGCAGCACAUUUAGACACCUGGAGAAUGGGCAGACGUUUUUUCGUUACAAUGGACUGCUGGUGAUCUUCCGCUGUCGUCCUGGCUACAAGCUCCAUGGAUACAAAACCAACAGCUGUGUGUCUGGGAAAUGGUCCCGGGACACCCCAGUCUGUGUCGGCUCUGGGUGCUCCAACCCAGGACAGCUUAUUCACGGGACAAGCAGCAUGAAUGAGAAUGGCUCCUGGACAGUGUUCAGCUGUGAUAGUGGCUUUCGGCUACACGGGCCGUCAAGGUUAUACUGUAAGGGCCUCACCUGGAACAGCACAAAGCCUGUAUGCAAAGAGUCUGACAUGAUGAGGUCAAUCUCAGGUGUCAGUGUGCAAAACCCAAACAAACAGCAGAACCUCCAGGCUGCUGUGAUUCUGAAGUCCCAGCAACAAUCCCACUAUGACACCCUCGCUAAUACCGCGUCCAAACAAGUGAACCUCAAAUUGGGCUUGCUGUCUCGCACGCCAUCCCAAAUGUCCAACAGGGAGAUGAUUAAAGUGACUGUCCACCUGCAACAGCAUGUUCAGUUUCCCAAUUUUAAAGUCAAAGAUGGAGUCCAAUCAACUCAUCAUGAGGAAACAGGAACUGGGAGGCAUGACUUGGAGGCAGAAAAGGUGGAUGAAGUUGCCUCUACAUCACAUCUGGGUACUACUGUCUCAUCUGCCUUAUCAAUAGUGUCAGGAACAGAUUAUGUGCCAACUUCCCCACUCCACCACAUGAAAUCUGCACUUCCUGUGCCCGGUAGUGAAAAAGUAUUCAAGUUUAGAGAACGUUUUACUUCCCAGGAUGAUGCAACUCCCUCUGUAGUAGUAAUGGGCGCUUCACAAAUUGCAGACGAAGACCAACAGGCUGAAACUGUCUUCCAGUAUCCUCCUUUUUCUCAGCCUGGGUCUGUAGAUAAAGAAGACUCCACCAAGACUUCAACAACUUUAUCUUCUGUUAAUUUAAUUUUUGCCAGUUCUACCUCCCCUUCAUCGCCUGCUUCCUCCUUACCAGCCCCUGUUCCAUCUUAUUCUGCAUCAACUUCCUUAAGUUCCAGCUCCUCUCAGUCCAAUAUGAAAACACAGCUGCCUUAUGGUCCUUCAAACACCUACACCACCAGUGAGCCAAGAUCUCACCAGACUGAAAACCACAACGCCACCUUCAAACCACUUCUGCUGUCUCUGAACCUCAGCAGACGACCCAUGUGCCCGUACCCGCCUGUGCCAGCUCACGGGACCUUCUACUUUCGUAACGUAGACAAUCCAGGUCCCGGAGAGUACAGACAUUACAUACAGUAUGCCUGCUACCCUGGCUAUACGCUGGCUCAUGGAGACAUACACAGCUACUGCCAGCACGGGGGUGCCUGGAGCGGAAUCACACCUGUUUGUCUGGAGUUGACCCCUUGUUCAGUUAACAAUGGUGGGUGUUCCCAGCUGUGCUCUCACUCCCAGCACUACAACCAGAGCUCCAACCAGACCCAGACCAGAACUCAAUGCCACUGCAGAGCUGGAUUCAAUCUGCUGGAUGACUGGCGGACGUGUCGAGAUUUAGAUGAGUGUGUGGAGGGGCCGCACCCGUGUCCGCAGAAAUGCAUCAAUACAUUUGGUUCCUUCAAGUGCAGCUGUAAUGACGGCUACAAACCAACUCAUGAGCAGACCUCCUGCACAGAUGUGGAUGAGUGCCUGCUGCCAGCAGCUGUAACAGGCUGUGUGUUCGGCUGUGUCAACACCCCCGGAAGCUUCUACUGUCAAUGUCCUGUUGGCUACAGCCUUCAGACUGCUGAAGGCCACUGCCAAGAUAUAGAUGAGUGUACUGUUAAUCAGGGGCUCGGGCCAUGUACGGAGCAGUGCCACAACUCCCCAGGAUCCUACCAAUGCGCAUGCUCGUAUGGGCACAUCUUAGCCGGAAACGGGCACAGCUGCAUCGCCGAGUGUCCACCUGGGUACAGGAAGGAACCAAUAACAACAACAACACCUGAGAAUCCAACUGCACAGACCUUCAGGGGGGGGUGUGUUGAUAUAAAUGAGUGUCAGGAAGCAACUUGUGAGUGGCAGUGUGUCAACCUGCCAGGCUCUCACCGCUGCAUUUGCCCUAAAGGAUACACACUCCACAGAGAUGGCCGACGCUGCAAAGACAUUAAUGAGUGCAAUCGGAAGAAUGGAGGGUGUUCCCACCUGUGUGUGAACCAAAAAGGUGGCUAUAAAUGUGCCUGCCCAGCCUCCCAUCGCCUCUCCCCCUACAGCUGGAAGAAAUGUGUACCAAGAACAACAACAAACCCUGCUGGCUAAAUGUAUCAGCUGCCUGUUCAAGUUGAUUAUGAGCAAUUGAUUUCAACUGGUUGUUCUUUAAAACUAGUCUAUUUUCCUAUUGAUUCAGAAAUGAUGUAAUUGAAUUAGUUAUUAAAUUGUCCAUUUAAAUUGUUGUUUAUAAAUUGUGUAUGUUGUAUGUUUAGUUUGUGAAUGAAUAAACAUAAAUGUAUUAAUCAUAAUCAGCGUUUUUAGACACUGACAUAACUAGACAAUGGAUUAAGAGAUAGUUACCGUGGCUGCUAUGUCUGACUUUCCAAUCUAGCACUGCAGAAGUUUACAGUGAUAAGGGACAGAUUUGCCAACUGAAACUUGUAUGGUAGUAAUAUGAAACAAUGCAGCGUACUGAUUUGGGCACUUAGAUAAGUUUCUAUUCAAAACUAAG